This is a messenger RNA of Lycium ferocissimum, 1206 nucleotides long. RefSeq names its product gibberellin 3-beta-dioxygenase 1-like. Gene Ontology annotation, molecular function: gibberellin 3-beta-dioxygenase activity. The coding region runs from base 61 to 1104 and encodes 347 amino acids. The record is from RefSeq and is a predicted model, not a curated record. The transcript is spliced from 2 exons. NCBI's taxonomy places the organism in Eukaryota, Viridiplantae, Streptophyta, Magnoliopsida, Solanales, Solanaceae. Gene Ontology annotation, biological process: gibberellin biosynthetic process; response to light stimulus.
AACAACCCAGAAAAAACCAUGUAACUAAUAAUUCCCUCCUCCAAAUUAAAGUCCAAAAUAAUGGCUACUACUCUUCAAGAAGCGUACAAAGAAAACCCUCUUGACCUUCAACACAUUCUCCCCAUAGAUUUUCAUUCAGUUCAAAAAGUUCCAGACUCUCAUCUAUGGCCUAAAAUCAAUAAUUUCCCAUCAAAUGUUGAUGAAAAAACCCCUAAUGUUCCAAUAAUUGAUCUUUUGGCCCCCAAUGUUGUGGAACUUAUAGGCCAUGCAUGCAAAACAUGGGGAGUAUUUCAAGUUGUUAACCAUGGAUUUAGUUCAAAACUUCUUGAUGAAGUUGAAUCUCAGGCAAGGCGACUAUUCGCCUUGCCAGCAGAACAGAAGGUGAGGGUCUUAAGAUCGGCUGGCGGCGCCACCGGCUAUGGGGCCGCUCGGAUUACGCCGUUUUUCUCCAAGUUUAUGUGGCAUGAAGGGUUCACCAUUAUGGGAUCUCCACUUGAUCAUGCUAGGGAACUUUGGCCCCAUGACUAUCAAUAUUUUUGCAGUGAUGUGAUGGAAAAUUAUCAAAAGGAGAUGAAGGCUUUAGCAUACCAACUCUGGCUGCUUAUCCUAAAAUACUUGGAAGCAUCCCAAGAAGAUUUAAAUUCUGAAUUAAUAGGAGCCUUACAAUUAAAUUCAUAUCCAUGCUGCCCUAACCCUAACCAUGCAAUAGGGUUAGCUCCUCAUACAGAUUCAUUAUUCCUCACAAUCCUCCAUCAAACUAGUAACACAAAGGGUCUUCAAUUCUUGAAACAAGGCCAUGGAUGGACCUCAAUUUCUCCAGUUUCCGAUAAUGCCCUCAUCAUUAACGUCGGUGAUCUUCUGCAUAUACUCUCUAAUGGUGAAUUCCCAACAGUUUAUCAUCGUGUUCUUGUGAAUCAGACUAAGCAUAGGGUUUCUUUGGCAUAUUUUUAUGGGCCUCCAGCUGAUUCUCUAGUUGUUCCAUUGAUUUCUUCUAAGGAUAAUAUUGGUGUUGUUGUUCCAAGAUAUAGAUCGUUGACAGUGAAAGAGUAUAUUAGCCUCAAGGCUAAGCAUCUUGAGAAGGCCUUCUCUUUGAUUAGGUUUUGAUCAAGAAAAAUAUGUCUUGAUGUAGUUACAUAUCCUGGAAACUUGUUUGUAAUUUAUAAUUUAAGUGUACUAAAAUCAAAUCCAGCGGGGAUCUUUACUCAA